AUGGAACUCAAUGUGAACAAUAAUGCAAAUGGAGAUGAUGCUGAUGAUUCAGCUGCAUAUGCCAAAGAACAUUCCCACUCCAAAGGAAAGAAGUCUUUGGGGAAGUUUUUCAGCCGCAAAGGUCGACAAACCAUUGUUCAAAUACCAGACGAAGACACUGCUGAUGAAGUAGGACUCCAUGGAGUAGACAGUUUGCACUCCAGUAGAUCUGAUGAAGAGUGGAACGAAGCAAUACACAGAGAUGAACCAGAUGGGGAACACCAAGAAAAGCACUUUGAAUUUGAAAGAGCAGAGCCUAAAGAUGAACUUGAAAAACUAGCUUCCUUGAGUGUUGUGAAAGCAGUACGGAAAAGAUUUGGUGGUGUAAUGUCCAAGGAAAAUAAUCAGAACCCAUCAGAUAAGCCAAGAAAACAAGUUCCGGAAAAUAAAACAGCACAAAUCUCAGGUGGUUCAGAUAAGGAAAUCCUCGAGUUCCUCAAAGCCCAGACUAAAUUAAGGAGAGUUAAUCCUUCUGGCAAGAUAUCGGUCUCGGAGCAGACAAUGAACAAAGUGCCAGUGGAAAGGUCCAAACAGGUGCAAGCUGAACCAAAGUUUGUUUGUUCAACUGAUUCAGAUGACAAAGAGAGCCCAGAGUUUGUAAAAGUACAAACUAAAUUGAGGAAAGUUACUCCUCCUGAUAAGAUUGCAAUCACAGAGCAGGACCAAAUGAUGAGUCAACCCCCAGUGGAAAGCACUGAAUCCAUACAAAUCUCACCAAAGCCAACAAAGCCCAACCAAUCAACAGUAAAUCAAGCAUCCCCAACUUUUGCAGGUGUUGGACGAGUAAUGUAUCAGAUCACUGAUGCUUCUCCCAGUACCAAAAAUGUAACAACGCUAGAUACUGCAGAGCUGCAAAGGAUUAUCAUACAGCAACAGGAAGAAAUGCGACUUCUUCGUCGACAGAUGCAAGCGUCUCAGUUGCAGGCCGCUCAGAUGCAGCCCGCUCAGAUGCAGCAAGCUCAAUUGCAGGCCUCUCAGAUGCAGGCCUCUCAGUUGCAGGCCGCUCAGAUGCAGGCCUCUCAGUUGCAUGCAUCUCAGUUACAGGCUACUCAGAUACAUGCCUCUCAGUUGCAGGCCUCUCAGUUGCAGGCCGCUCAGUUGCAGGCCUCUCAGUUACAGGCCACUCAGAUACAUGCCUCACAAAUGCAGCCUUCCUCUCUUCCUAAUACCAGCCAGUCCCAACCUGGAAAUGUAGGGUCAAUGAGCGCAGCAACAGCCCCUCAUGUUCCCUCCAUGCCCUUCAUGUACUCUCAGCCUAAUAUGAUGAUGUCAGCUGUGCAGCAGCCAAUGUACUAUUUACCACAUGGGAUGCAACCCUCUGGGGCGGGGAUGCAAGGUCCUGGUGUGCAGAUGCCAGGGGUUCUUCCACUGGGCAACUUCUCAUCCUUUGCGCCUUUUCCUGUACAGGGGAUGUUACCGAUGCAGACACAACUGCCACCUAUGGGUAUGCAAGUACAAGGUAGUGUGACACAGUACCCCACCACAAGCCACUUGCCGACAAUGACCACAGCCGGGGGAUCCUUUGGCAGUACCUUAGGUAUGCCUGAGCAGAAACACAGCGAGUAG
Molecule: messenger RNA, 1605 nt
Organism: Patiria miniata (bat star)
Lineage: Eukaryota; Metazoa; Echinodermata; Asteroidea; Valvatida; Asterinidae
Product: mediator of RNA polymerase II transcription subunit 15-like
Exons: 3
Coding region: 1-1605 (534 amino acids)
Source: RefSeq, a predicted model, not a curated record